This is a messenger RNA of Aspergillus ibericus CBS 121593, 238 nucleotides long. RefSeq lists its product as uncharacterized. The transcript has a single exon. The record is from RefSeq and is a predicted model, not a curated record. Bases 32 to 202 code for a protein of 56 amino acids. Lineage: Eukaryota; Fungi; Ascomycota; Eurotiomycetes; Eurotiales; Aspergillaceae.
CGUUUAACUUGUACCUCCUUACUAGGGCGAUAUGUGCGUGUCAAAGUACAUCCAAAAAUAUACUUGUGACUGCAAAAAGAAGAUGGAGUUCGAACAAUGCGAGGAGCGCCAGAGAACAAAUGUCAAGUGCCACCUUGUCAGGAAGAAAAAUUCGAACAAUUAUUGUUCAAGACACCGCAGCAUGCUAGCAAGUGGGUUCUAAACGAUUAUCAUUUCCUUCCCUUCUUCAAAAGUAGCC